This is a messenger RNA of Salvelinus fontinalis (brook trout), 10678 nucleotides long. RefSeq names its product serine/threonine-protein kinase WNK4-like. Gene Ontology annotation, cellular component: cytosol; cytoplasm. The record is from RefSeq and is a predicted model, not a curated record. Gene Ontology annotation, molecular function: chloride channel inhibitor activity; protein serine/threonine kinase activity; ATP binding. Gene Ontology annotation, biological process: renal sodium ion absorption; protein phosphorylation; monoatomic ion homeostasis. NCBI's taxonomy places the organism in Eukaryota, Metazoa, Chordata, Actinopteri, Salmoniformes, Salmonidae.
AUGUUGUGCUCCGUGCAGACGCGUAAGCUGACCAAGUUAGAGCGGCAGAGGUUCAGUGAGGAGGUGGAGAUGCUGAAGGGUCUGCAGCACCCUAACAUUGUUCGCUUCUACGACUCCUGGAAGGACAACUCCAAGGUCCUCAAGUGCAUCCUGCUGGUAACCGAGCUCAUGACCUCAGGCACACUCAAAACGUACCUGAAGAGGUUCAAGGAGAUGAAGCUGAAGCUGCUGCAGCGUUGGAGUCGGCAGAUCCUGAAGGGGCUCCACUUCCUCCAUACCCGCACCCCUCCCAUUAUCCACAGGGACCUCAAGUGUGACAACAUCUUCAUCACCGGCCCCACCGGCUCCGUCAAGAUAGGAGACCUGGGCCUGGCCACACUCAAAAGUGCCUCCUUUGCUAAAAGUGUCAUUGGUACCCCAGAGUUCAUGGCUCCAGAGAUGUACGAGGAGAAGUAUGAUGAAGCUGUGGAUGUCUAUGCCUUUGGGAUGUGUAUCCUGGAGAUGGCCACCUCAGAGUACCCCUACUCCGAGUGUCAGAACGCAGCACAGAUCUACCGCAAAGUCACCAGCGGGAUGAAGCCAGACAGUUUCUACAAAGUCAAGGUCCCAGAGCUCAAAGAGAUCAUCGAAGGAUGUAUCCGGAUGGACAAAGAUGAAAGGUACACCAUCCAGGACCUGCUGGAGCACACAUUCUUCCAGGAGAACAACGGCGUCCAUGUUGAGUUGGCUGAGGAGGACGACACGGUGAAGUCAGGCCUGAAGCUGUGGCUCCGCAUGGACGACACCAAGACACUCCACGGGAAGUACAAGGACAACAACGCCAUUGAGUUCCUGUUUGAACUCUACAAGGAUGUGCCAGAGGAGGUGGCGCAGGAGAUGGUAGUGCUGGGCUUCGUGUGCGAGGCCGACUUCAAGCUUGUGGCCAAGGCCAUUCGAGACCGCGUCAACGUCAUCAAGUGCCAGCGUGACAAACUGCGCCGCCUCGCAGAGAAGAAGAAGCAGGAAGAGGAGGAGGCCAUUGAGGAGGAGCCCAAGCCUGCACUGCAGCCUCCCUACCUGAAAAUCAACAGGUCUCCAUCAAAGCCCCAUCAGAGCCCCAUAGGCGUCCACGCCCCCACCCCGGCCCAGAGCCAGGAUCGCCUCCCCCCGAACCCGCUGACCCCCGCCCUGUCCCCUGUCAACAGCUCUCUGGACUCGGGCAUCAACGCCAGCUUCAUCCAUGAACCUGAGGAACCAGAGGCAGACCAGCACCAGCACUUCCAGGUCCACCACACCAGCUGCUCCUCGGCCAACUCUGACUGCGAGACAGACGACUAUCUCAGCUCCUCUGGCCUCCAGGAUCCCCUGGAGAUAGCGGUCAGCCUCAACUGGUCAACCCUGACCCCUCCCAGCCUGACCCUAAACACUGGGACUGGGACUACCGCCCUCAACAGACACCCUCAGCACCACUCCAUCCCAGCCCUCCGCUUCCCCUCGAGUAUUGCAGUAUUGGGUAAUAUGGAGCACGGCCACUCUGGAGGACACUCUACCAGCGGCUUCAACUCACCUGCGGACAGCUAUGCCUCCGACGUGACCUCGGGUUUGAGUGAUGGCUACGAGGGCCUAUCAGAGAGGAGUGGCAAGACUGCUGCCAGGCGCACGGCUGGCAAGCUGUUCCGGAGGAGAGCCCGUUCAAGACUGCGCAUCACUGGGCUCUCUGACAAAGACGACCGGGUGGUGGAGUGUCAGCUGCAGACUCACAAUGACAAGAUGGUUACCUUCAAGUUCGACCUGGACGGAGACAACCCAGAGGACAUCGCAGUUGUCAUGGUACACAAUGAGUUCAUCCUGCCAUCGGAGAAGGAGGGUUUCAUCCACCGCAUGGGUGACAUCAUCAAGAGGGCGGAGACUCUGAUGAAGGAGCACAUGGUUCACGUGGGCGGCAGCCAUGGAGCGCCAUGCCCACAAUACCACAACAGGGUCAACUCAUUGUCUUCGUCACAGCCUAAUCUUCACAGUCACAUUGUGGAACGGACACACACUGCCUCCUCUCUACCAGACUUCAGCAUUACUGACCCCAGUGUAGGCGUGCAUGGUUCUCCCUUGGGUCCCGCUGAUGGAGGAGACUUCUUCAGCCCAGCAGACGUAACAUUACCUGCAUGGAGACCUCUAUUACGCUCCCAGUCUUUCCACAAUGCCCCAGGUUCUCCUCACUGCCAGCAGCACCACCCAGCCUCCAUGUUCUCCCCAGAGCACCCCCAGCCCCAGCAGCAGCACCCCCACCCCCAACAGCACCACCCAGCCUCCAUGUUCUCCCCAGAGCACCUCCAUCCCCAUCCCAAGCAGCAGCACCCCCAUCCCAAGCAGCACUACCACAUGCCCCCCUUCAUGGGCCACACACACUUCCCUUUCCCUUAUCCAGUGAACCCCGGCUCCCCAAAACCAGCCCAUUCUCCCCUCACACGGGUUGCCAGCAACCCCAUGUUCCCCUCCGUUUACUCCCCAGCCUUCUCCGGGGGCCACCACUCUGAUGCCCCGAGCCCCUCAGAGUACAGCGGGGAGGGGAACCCUCGUCUCCAUCUGCUCACCCCCAGCACCGACAUGUGGCCUUCCCACACACAGCCCCUAUUCUCCCUGGCCAAUGUGAUCUCCAUGGCGAUGAGCAUGGCUCACUCCUUCAUCCCUGCCAACACCCUGGCCAACCAAGGGAUGCCCUCCAUAGCAGGCUUCCACCCCCAGCUUACCCACCCCCAGUCGGGCUACCCAUCCAUCUACUCCCCACACUACCAGACAGCUCCAGUGGAGGUCCCCUACCCUCAGGGUGGGAUGCCUGGUCAAGGAAAACAGCACAGUGUCUACCAGGGCGCAGACACUCCACCACAGAUGCAGAGGGAUGGGUCUGGGUCUGUGUACUCUCAAAACAGACACCCCAGCUGGCAGCAUAACCACAUAUCUCCCUCUAUGAUGGGCUACAACACCCCUCCAAGGAACCCACAGGGGAUGUCACUGCAAACAGUGUCUUCCAAAAGCUUAAGCCAUUUACAGAAUAGUUCCCAGGGAUCCUACAUGGUUCCUCAGGACCAGUCUGAUGUGUCCAGCUCUGCGUCGGGGUCUGACCUGUCCCCCUCGGCACCAGACAGCCCGGAGAGCACAUUAUCAUCGUUCAGCUCAACCACACCGAUGUCCAGACCAAUGGUAGGAGAUGAGAUGAAUGCCAGUGCUCCCAAGCCCAGAGUAUCUCCCAGUUACACAGAUCCUGCACCUGCUGUUGUCACAGUGGGCCGUUUUCAGGUCUCCCCUAGCAUGGAGAUCCCUGUGACUGCUGAACCAGGUGGACAGGGCUCUAACCCCGCCAGGCCCAUGUCAGUGGGCAGCACAACCACCUCCAAGAGCAGCACAGAGGAGCAGGAGCAUUGGGAGUCAGAGACCAGCCUGAACACCUCCCUCACUCUCUCCCCCCCACACCGACACCUCACUAUAGGGGAGGCCCGGGAGGUCCAAGUAGAGUGGGCCGGGACCAAGGAGCAGCAGCAGGAAGAGGAGGAGGAAGAACAGGGGGAAGAAGAUGAGGAGGAAGAAGAUGGGGAAGAAGAUGAGGAGGAGCAGGAGGAAAAGGAAGAGCAGCAGACAGUGAGGAGGAGGAGAAGGAAGAGAAUGUGCAGUCUCAGUCUGAUGGGUAUGUCUGCAGACAUCGACCUGUCCGUUAUAGCGGUGGACUCAGAGGGGCGUGGCCUGUGGGAGGGAGGGGCAGGGAGCCCCACCUACAACUCCGCUCUAAACCACAUGUGGCUGAGCUACAGCCGUAACUUCACAUACCUGAGCAGUGACGACUCAGAGAGUGAGGACAUGUGGGAGGAGCUGCAGGAGAUGAGGGAGAAACACUUGGCAGAGGUGCAGAGUCUCCAGGCCACCCAGAAGAGGGAGAUUGAAGAGCUAUAUGAGAGAAUGGGGAAGGUUCCCCCUGCGGGGAUUGUCUCUCCUGCCGCCAUGCUGUCAAGUCGCCAGCGCCGCCUCUCUAAGGAAAGGAGUUACCUCUCCUCCUCCCGCAGAAACAGUCUGCAGCGCCUGGACAUGCUCCCCCUCCAAGGUAUCAUUAGGAGGAACUCUCUGGGUGGCAGCAGCAGUAGCAGCUCUCUGGAGAAGCCCUCUAAAGGGGUGACUUUUGCAUCUGACGUCAGUAGAAUGUAAGAAUCUUGACCCAUGCUUGCUGUAGAAUAAGUCCGGACUACCUCAUCUGAAGAGUGCAGUGAUCAUGUCCAUCUUGCUGGAGGAAGGAAGUGACAUCACGUCUAAACCCUUUAUCUGGCCCCCCACUGGAGGAGUGAGAAACCUAGGCCCCCCAGAAACCAGGAAGCUCCUCUGCUGAGCUAAUGGUCACAGGGUUAAUUAAAGGUCACAGGUUCAUCAGAGAUCACAGGGUUCAUCAUAGGUCACUGAGCCCUCUGCUAUGAAGGGACAACAGAACCUCUGUCAUCUGCUGUCAGUCACCCCAGAGAGAAGCCCUGUCAGUACAAUGGUCAGUAGGAUGCCACCAGAACAGUGUGAGUAUAAAAUGAGUGUAAAAGGCUCACAACAGUACCAGCCCAGGAAGUGUACCAUCAUUCCUCAUACUAUGCUAUGUUGAACAUGUGUGAUAGUUGUACAUACAGUAGAGCCUUAGUGAUCAGCUUUAAUAAUACUGCCUUGUAGCCACAAAGCAGUAAGGGUUGUUCGACAAUAUUGGGAUCAAGUCCGGGGCAGUUGAUCAAUAUUUUACUGCUUAUCUGACUGUCGCAGACAGUUUCUAUUGGGACUGUUUCAGAUUAUUCACAUUUUUAUUUGCACAUUUGACUGUCUGUUUGCAAUCUGUUGAUGUUGAUGCUGAUUGUAAGCUCACUACUGCCCUCUAGAGUGACUAUGGAAAUCCAGAUAUGUUGUACUUUGCUGGUUAUCCAAUGUGCAAUAGUGAAGCCAUAUUUCUGAUUAAUUCAACAGCAUUAUGAAGGACAACUGUUGUUGACAUGUAGAAGGAUGUGAACAUUGUUUUCUAAUGUUAGGCAGUAUCUUAUAUACAUGAUAGUGAGCAUUUAUCAAUACAAUACUAUAGACCAGUAGUUUUCUAUUGCUGAAUACAACCUAGUGGUAGAACUAUAACACUGAGAUCAUUGCGGUGUCAGUCUUUCCAGGAAGCUAGGCACAAUACAGCUCUAUACACGAGGAAUAUCCAAGACAAACUAACCAGCUACUCCUUUUAAAAAACUAAUCCAGUGAAAGUAUUGCCAAAUCAGCCACGUUGAUAAAAAGUAAAAACUACUUAUGGUUGAUGAUUGUUACGAACCUCUCCUGACUUUUUCACUGAGAUUAUAUUUUCAACAAAAAUAAUCCAACAUACAGACUAAUGGGUCUCACCAUGAUUGUAAAUAUGAAAUAAUGCAUUUAUAAAGUACGUUUACAAAUGAACCAAAGACAUUUUGGCAACCUACAUUUCUUGCACAUACACGGAGUGUAUAAGACAUUAUGAACACCUGCUCUUUCCAUUAGACUGACCAGGUGAAUUCACAAUUUCUUUCCAAAAAAUGUAAUAUAUUUUUUACCUUCUUAUAUAUAAAAAUGUAUUCUGCGGCUAUGGGCAAGACAAAAUAUUAAAGUGCCUUUGAACAGGGUAUGGUAGUAGAUUCUAGGCACACCGGUUUGAGUGUGUCAAGAACUGCAACUCUGCUGGGAUUUUCACACUCAACAGUUUCCUGUGUGUAUCAAGAAUGAUCCACCACCCAAAGGACAUCCAGCCAACUUGACACAACUGUGGGAAGCAUAGGAGUCAACAUGGGGCAGCAUCCCUGUGGAAUGCUUUCAACACCUUGUAGAGUCCACGCCCCGACUAAUUGAAGCUGUUCUGAGGGCAAAGGUGGUGCAACUCAAUAAUAGGAAGGUUUAGGGCUGUCCCCGACAAAAAAUUAAAUCUUGGUCGACCGAGUCCUUUUUUCUUUUGACCUGAGAUGUUAAAACAUGUAUUUUUUCAAAAUGUUAAUGUUAAAACAAGUAUUUUUUCAUACAGACACACCCUAUGUGUUUUAAUAAAAGCAACUAUAUAUACACUGAGCUUAUCUGAUGCUUUAAGUACUUGAUUUAAUUAAACAAUGAAUAUACACAAAUUACUAAAGAGGGAACCAGAGAUCAAUAUAUCCUAACCAGAAGGAAAAAAACUGUUCCGACCCUCCUUCUCCAGCUGCUGCUGGCCUUCGCUGAUUCUUCCGCUAAGCUUCUGAAGUUGCCGGUAAUAGGCUACACCAGGGGCCGGCAACCUUUUAUAUUUGGAGUGUCAAUUUAUCUUAACAUUUCUACCGAUCUGGGUGCCAGUUAUGAUUUUCAUAUGCACAUUUUAGUGGAACAGUUUAAUUUUAUUUAUAAUCGUCUUUGUAUCUCAAAAUAAUUGUCAUGUGGUUAAUCUAAAUUAUAUCUACAUAUGAAUGAAAAUGAUACACAUCUAAAAGUCACUUCUAUUGCAAUUGGCAACUAUGUAAAAAUAGCUAACAUAAUGCCAACAAAUAAAAACAUUGCAGCCUGCAGGUAGAAUCUAUCCUGAUAAAAAUAAACAUCCUUUAAAUCACAUUGGCUACCCAUGGCCUGUCUGCAACGAACUUGAAAAUGUUUUGGGUACAGCCUGAAGCUUGAGCUAGCAAAUUUGCAACAUGGUAUAAAACAUUCUGGGCCCUCAGAGUUCCAGAUUUGCACACUCUCGGCAUUCUCUCAACCAGCUUCACCUGGAAUACUUUUCCAACAGUCUUGAAGGAGUUCCCACAUAUGCUGAGCACUUGUUGGCUGCUUUUCCUUCACUCUGCGGUCCGACUCAUCUCAAACCAUCUCAAUUUGGUUGAGGUCGGGGGAUUGUGGAGGCCAGGUCAUUUGAUGCAGCACUCCAUCACUCUCCUUCUUGGUCAAAUAUCCCUUACACAGCCUGGAGGUGUGUUGGGUCAUUGUCCUGUUGAAAAACAAAAUGAUAGUCCCACUAAGCUCAAACCAGAUGGGAUGGCAUAAUUGCUGCAGAAUGCUGUGGUAGCCAUGUUGGUUAAGUGUGCCUUGAAUUCUAAAUAAAUCACAGACAGUGUCACCAGCAAAGCACCCCCACAACAUAACACCACCUCCUCCUCUAUGCUUUACGGAGGGAAAUACAUAUGCUGAGAUCAUCCGUUCACCCACAUUGCAUCUCACAAAGACACAGCGGUUGGAACCAAAAAUCUCCAAUUUGGACUCCAGACCAAAGGACACAUUUCCACCAGUCUAAUGUCCAUUGCCCAUGUUUCUUGGCCCAAGCAAGUCUUUUCUUAUUAUUGGUGUCCUUUAGUAGUGGUUUCUUUGCAGCAAUUUGACCAUGAAGGCCUGAUUCAGUCUACUCUGAACAGUUGAUGUUAAGAUGUGUCUGUUACUUGAACUCUGAAGCAUUUAUUUGGGCUGCAAUUUCUGAAGCUGGUAACUCGAAUGAACUUAUCCUCUGCAGCAGAGGUAAACUCUUGGUCUUCCUUUUCUUGUGGCGGUCCUUAUGAGAGCCAUUUUCAUCAUAGCGCUUGGUGUUUUUUUGCGAUUGCACUUGAGGAAACUUUCAAAGUUCUUGAAAUGUUCUGUAUUGACUGACCUUCAUGUCUACAAGUAAUGAUGGACUGUCAUUUCUCUUUGCUUAUUUGAGCUGUUCUUGCCAUAAUAUGGACUUGGUCUUUUACCAAAUAGGACUAUCUUCUGUAUACCCCGCCUACCUUGUCACAACACAACUGAUUGGCUCAAACGCAUUAAGGAAAGAAAUUCCACAAAUGAACUUUUAACAAGGCACACCUGUUUUAACAAGGCACACCUGUUCAUUUAAACGCAUGAUGAUUAGGUGAUUACCCAAGUGAUUACCUCAUGAAGCUGGUUGAGAGAACGCUAAGAGUGUGCAAAGUUGUCAUCAAGGCUAAGGGUGGCUAUUUGAAGAAUCCCAAAUAUAAAAUAUAUUUUGAUUUGUUUAACAUUUUUUUGGUUACUACAUGAUUCCAUGUGUUAUUUCAUAGUUUUGAUGUCUUCACUAUUAUUCUACAAUGUAGAAAAUAGUAAAAAGAAUAACCCUUGAAUGAGUAGGUGUUCUAAAACUUUUUACCGGUAUUGUAUGUAACAGGGAAUUGAUCACAGAUACAAACAAUCAAAGGGCAAACAGUUGACACAAUGAAGUUAUGAAACAAUGAGAGAUGUGCCUUCUGCAUCUUAGCCACACGCUCCUUUGACCACGGCCUCCUCAGUGAAUUAGUCCACUGAGACAUGCGCAAAUCAGACAUUUUUUUAAUUAUCUUGGCCGACCAACAGCCUAUGGACCAAACAAUCGACCAGUAGACUAAAUGGGCUCAGUCCUCAAGGUGUUCCUAAUGUACACAACAUUGAACAAUGAUAAAACAUUUCUGCAAUGUGUAAUAAACAAGGCACCCUCUGCACUUUAGUAACUUCUACUUUAGUAGUCACUAAUUUCACACUUUUUGGUAAAUGAAGUAGCUUAUUUAUAUGCACAGGUAGGGAGGCGAGAGAAUGACUGCAUAACAAAUGGAUCGAACUGUAAGCCCUUAGCCAUUGCCUUAAAUACGCACACUGAAUUCUAUUUUUAUUUUAUUUAACUAGGCAAGUCAGUUAAGAACAAAUUCUUAUAUACAAUGACGACCUACCCCGGCCAAACCCUAACGACACUGGGCCAAUUGUGUGCCACCCCAUGGGACUCCCAAUCACGGCCGGUUGUGAUACAGUCUGGAAUCGAACCAGGUUCUGUAGUGACACCUCUAGCCCAGAUGCACUGCCUUAGACCGCUGCGCCACUCAGGAUAAUACUCACCUAAGAUUUCCACAAAUGUAUAUAUUUAAAGAAAAUGUGAUUACAAUGCUAAUAUUUUAAUAUAUGUGUAUGAUUGUAUCGCUUUGAUAUGCAACGCUGCUGUCCUGCCAUGCUCAAAUCUGUGCCUUCCCCUUGCAAUGUCUUGUUUAAUAUUUUUACUCUGUAGGUUUGGUGGCUACAGCAUACUCUGUAAAUCAUAUUUUGACAUAAUAAAUAGUUGGAAUUAUGAUAGCGUUCCUCUCUGCUUCCGUACUAUUGUGGCAAUAUUAGUGUACAGUUGAAGUCGGAGUUUACAUACACUAAGGUUGGAGUCAUUAAAACUCAUUGUUCAACCACUCUACAUAUUUUUUGUUAACAAACUAUAGUUUUGGCAAGUGGGCUAGGACAUCUACUUUGUGCAUAACACAAGUAAUUUUUCCAACAAUUGUUUACAAACAGAUUAUUUCACUUUUAAUUCACUGUAUCACAAAUCCAGUGGGUCAGAAGUUUACAUACACUAAGUUGACUGUGUUUUUUAACAGCUUGGAAAAUUCCAGAAAAUUAUGUCAUGGCUUUAGAAGCUUCUGAUAGGCUAAUUGACAUAAUUUGAGUCAAUUGGAGGUGUACAUGUGGAUGUAUUUCAAGGCCUACCUUCCAACUCAGUGCCUCUUUGCUUGACAUCAUGAGAAAAUCAAAAGAAAUCAGCCAAGAACCCAGAAAAAAAUUGUGGCCCUCCACAAGUCUGGUUCAUCAUUGGGAGCAAUUUCCAAGCACCUGAAGGUACCAUCUUCAUCUGUGCAAACAAUAGUAUGCAAGUAUAAACACCAUGGGACCACGCAGCCGUCAUACCGCUCAGGAAGGAGACGCGUUCUGUCUCCUAGAGAUGAACGUACUUUGGUGCGAAAAGUGCAAAUCAAUCCCAGAACAACAGCAAAGGACCUUGUGAAGAUACUGGACGAAACAGGUACAAAAGUAUCAACAUCCACUGUAAAACAAGUCCUAUAUAGACAUAACCUGAAAGGCUGCUCAGCAAGAAAGAAGCCACUGCUCCAAAACUGCCAUAAAAAAAGCCAGACAACUGCACAAGGGGACAAAGAUUUUACUUUUUGGAGAAAUGUCCUCUGGUCUGAUGAAACAAAAAUAGAACUGUUUGGCCAUAAUGACCAUCGUUAUGUUUGGAGGAAAAAGGGGGAGGCUUGCAAGCCGAAGAACACCAUCCCAACCGUGAAGCACGGGGGUGGCAGCAUCAUGUUGUGGGGGUGCUUUGCUGCAGGGGGGACUGGUGCACUUCACAAAAUAGAUGGCAUCAUGAGGGAGGAACAUUAUGUGGCUAUAUUGAAGCAACACCUCAGUCAGGAAGUUAAAGUGUGGUCGCAAAUGGGUCUUCCAAAUGGACAAUGACCCCAAGCAUACUUCCAAAGUUGUGGCAAAAUAGCUUAAGGACAACAAAGUCAAGGUAUUGGAGUGUCCAUCACAAAGCCCUGACCUCAAUCCUAUAGAACAUUUGUGGGCAGAACUGAAAGUGCGCGAGCAAGGAGGCCUAUAAACCUGACUCAGUUACACCAGCUGUCAGGAGAAAUGGGCCAAAAUUUACCCAACUUAUUCUGGGAAACUUGUGGAAGGCUACCCGAAACGUUUGACCCAAGUUAAACAAUUUAAAGGCAAUGCUACCAAAUACUAAUUGAGUAAAUGUAAACUUCUGACCCACUGGGAAUGUGAUGAAAUAAAUAAAAGCUGAAAUAAAUAAUUAUCUUUACUAUUAUUCUGACAUUUCACAUUCAUAAAAUAAAGUGGUGAUCCUAACUGACCUAAGAUAGGGCAUUUUUACUAGGAUUAAAUGUCAGGAAUUGUUCAAUACUGAGUUUAAAUGUAUUUGGCUAAGGUACAUGUAAACUUCUGA